This is a messenger RNA of Meloidogyne enterolobii, 360 nucleotides long. The record is from the annotation of a GenBank genome assembly. Lineage: Eukaryota; Metazoa; Nematoda; Chromadorea; Rhabditida; Meloidogynidae.
AUGUCCUUUCAUUCUAUUUUGGAGGGAUUUGCACUUGGAGUUCAAAACAAUCAAAAAGGCAUAAUGACCCUCUUCAUUUCUUUAAUUAUCCACAAAGGAAUAGAAGCAUUCAGUGUUGGUCUGCAGAUAACCAGAUCAAACGCCAAAAGAAUGAUAAUUGUUGUGUUGACUAUUGGAAUUUAUGCUUUGAUGACACCUUUUGGAUCUAUGGUUGGUGUUUUACUUACGGUAACAUUCUUCGAAGUACUUUCUCAAGAACGGGCCAAUGAAUUUUCUAAUCUUGUACAGCUUUGUGCAAUUGUUUUUGGUUUUCUUGUAGUUAGUGUUUUGCAAAUAAAUGAAAGUAUUGCCGAAAAAUAG